This is a messenger RNA of Acanthochromis polyacanthus (spiny chromis), 3567 nucleotides long. RefSeq names its product mitogen-activated protein kinase 14b (gene mapk14b). The transcript has 12 exons. Gene Ontology annotation, biological process: protein phosphorylation; intracellular signal transduction. Gene Ontology annotation, molecular function: MAP kinase activity; ATP binding. Bases 382 to 1467 code for a protein of 361 amino acids. Gene Ontology annotation, cellular component: cytoplasm; nucleus. Lineage: Eukaryota; Metazoa; Chordata; Actinopteri; Pomacentridae. The record is from RefSeq and is a predicted model, not a curated record.
GACGAAGCGACGUGCGCGUCCGUGUUUCCGCGCGCCUAGCAGCAAAGCCAGAACAGAAGAGGGCGAAAAAUCCAGCGAGAGCCAAACCGAGCUUCCUGAGCCCAGCGCCUUUUUCUGCGGGAAGUUGUCUCCGGGGCGCUCCACCGUGCACGGAGAGUAGGAGAUUUCUGUUUUAUUUUUUUCCCUGCACAACUGCAACGAAUCUGCACGACUGGGCGGUUUAAGUUUUUGCUCGCUUCACGGCCCCGUCUUCGGCUUUUUGAGUUUUAUUGGAGAGGCAGCAGCAGCAGCAGCACACCACGUCGUGCCACACGGGGAGGAGAGAGGGCAGAAGUUUCCGCUGGCUUGUUUUGUCACUGCGGGGCUGGUGAAUCCGCAGGAAUGUCGCAGAAGGAGAGACCCACUUUCUACCGACAGGAGCUCAACAAAACCGUGUGGGAGGUUCCGGAGCGGUACCAGAACUUAGCUCCCGUCGGCUCCGGCGCUUACGGAUCCGUAUGUUCAGCGUACGAUGUGAAGAGUGGCCUGAAGGUAGCGGUGAAGAAGUUGUCCAGACCUUUCCAGUCCAUCAUCCAUGCAAAGAGAACGUACAGAGAGCUGCGGCUGCUCAAACACAUGAAGCACGAGAAUGUGAUUGGUCUAUUAGAUGUUUUCACACCAGCCACAAGCUUGCAGGAAUUCAAUGAUGUGUACUUGGUGACGCACCUAAUGGGUGCAGACCUCAACAACAUUGUAAAGUGUCAGAAGCUAACUGAUGACCACGUCCAGUUCCUCAUCUACCAGAUCCUCAGAGGCUUAAAGUACAUCCACUCUGCAGAUAUCAUCCACAGAGAUUUGAAGCCUAGUAAUCUGGCGGUGAAUGAAGACUGUGAGCUCAAGAUUCUGGACUUUGGUUUGGCGCGGCACACAGACGAUGAAAUGACAGGAUACGUAGCCACCCGAUGGUACCGAGCCCCAGAGAUCAUGCUCAACUGGAUGCACUACAACAUGACCGUGGAUAUCUGGUCGGUGGGCUGCAUCAUGGCUGAGCUGCUUACAGGACGGACGCUCUUUCCUGGAACAGACCACAUUGAUCAGUUGAAGCGUAUCAUGGUGCUCGUCGGAAAACCGGGGGACGAGUUCAUGAUGAAAAUGUCCUCGGAGGCUGCGAGGAACUACAUCAACUCACUUCCCCACAUGCCCAAGAGGAACUUUGCUGAUGUGUUUAUUGGUGCCAAUCCUCUUGCAGUGGACUUGCUGGAAAAAAUGCUGGUGCUGGACACAGACAAGCGGAUCACAGCGUCUGAAGCUCUGGCCCACUCUUACUUUUCUCAGUACCACGAUCCAGACGACGAGCCUGAAGCCGAGCCGUAUGACCAGAGCUUUGAAAGCCGGGAGCUGGAAAUUGAGGAGUGGAAGAAAUUAACCUACGAAGAGGUACUCAGCUUUGAGCCGCCAUCGUUUGAUGGAGACGAGAUGGAAUCUUGAGGAGGAAUCGCCUUUUCUUCCAUCUUUUUGUUUUCCAAGAAACACUCUUCAAGAACUAUCAGUCUCAUGCGACUAUCCACCACUUUCCUCACACACGCGCACAACCAUGACAUUCAAGUGCCUGCCAUCAUUCAUAUCUGGGGGACGUUGCGAUAUCAGGGAAAAAAAAAAAACUUGACAUCCUGUUCAUACCGUCCCCUGCUUUGCUGUUUUUUGUUACUUUGCAUCCCAGUGUGCUGAGGCAAACUUUAAUUCUUCUUAUUUUUAGUAAAUAUUUACCUCAAACAUUAAAUGUUUAGAUGGUGCCCUCUAUUUGACUCCCACACUAAAAAAGCAUCAGCAUCUUCAGGCAAACUGGACAAAUCCAACUGCUGAUAUGUGUUUUUAAAACGUUUUACUACCUGAUAAUUAAUCCAGGACAAAAAGUACAAUUCGGAAAAGUUUUAAACCACAAUGUUUCUAAAGUCUAUCUUUCCUCCACACAUUAAAUUUAAUAUUUCUACAUCUAGUGCAUAGAACUGUGUAGAAAUUACAUCAAACAGUAUUUGUACAUAAAUAUUUCAGGCAAAACAGUUACCAUAUGUGUAAAAUAGAGUUCAUUUGCUGAGAACACACUUCAGCUGAUCCCUCUGACAGUAUGAAUUUUAUUACUAGAGUUUAUUCUAAGAUGGCAUAUUAAAAGAUGCUGUAUGUAAGUUAUUGCAGGCGUGUUUCUGAUAAAAUAUGUACAAUAUUCACCUCAAGAUGGACAAUUCGAGGCUUCAUAUUUCUUAUUGUUGGAUUUGUAGGUUUACAGUGUCCUUAUUUUAAAACCGAAAUGUCAGUUUGGAGAAUGUUGCUUUCAUAUCCGUUUCACCUAACAUUUUAAGUUCCCAGUGCUCCUCUCCUGGUCUUUUCUCAGCACUUCUGUUUUUCAGAUGAAUGUUUUUAGCAAACGGCCACCAACCUCCAGUAUCACCACAGCAUGAUGAAGCCAGGUUUGGCUUAUUAGUUUAUUUAAAAUUUGAUGUUUUCCAUCACAACAUCAACUGACAAUGUAAUUUAAUCAUAUUGCAUUUAUAUAAACCACAGUACUAUUAAUGUUUAUUGAAUGUUUGGGGCACCGAUUGGCCCUGUAUUUAUGAUCUUUUCUUAUAUUGUUUGUAUAUCAAUGUGAAAGAGAAUAUUAUUUGUCAGAAUUUAAGGUUGUUUUUAUUAUUUAUGGAGAGCUUAUUGUAUCUGAAUCCAAAUGUAUCGUCAAAAAUGUCAUGCGUCACUUGAGCCACGGUGACUGCAGUUACAGCUUGUGUAUCUGGGCUAAGAAUGUUUUUUUGGACAUUGUGGAAAACCAUAUGGUUUCAAACCGGUUUGACCAGCUCUGCUUGUUUUGCAGUUGUUCUGAGUUUUGAAUUUUUCGACAGUUGCUGAAAUUGUAUUUAUCUCCGUGUGUUCCCUGACGUACUGCCCUCUAAAUGAGCCUGUUUACAAAAACAUCGGUCGUAAACGUAUCCAGACAUUCAAGCAAAAUCUGCAUCAUGAAUAAGCCACCAUAUACAUCGAGCAACAAACCACUAAAACUGUAGAAUCCUAUUUAUAAAACAAUGUCGUCUUUUUUUUAGUGUGAACCGUUUUGGAAAUCAAACACAUACAAGCUGUAUCCUCAGUUGCUCUGGCUGCGUCAACCAAACAAUAUCAGAUGUCAAUUUCAUUUUGCAACUACUUUGUUUAAUGUAGUGCUCUUUUUUUUUUUUUUUUUACUCUUCGUGUGUUAAAUCAAGAUUUGAUGUUAUUCUGUGAUAUUGAUUGUUUUAUGAGCAGCACUCGAACCGUAUUGUUCAUUUGAAUAAAGGUAGCAGGGCACAUGUUUGCGGGAAAGAGUGUACGUUUACCCACUGGAUGCUAAAGGGCAAAGCCGAAGCCUCACAGUUUGUCAUUUUUAGAACAAUUGCAUCAAUUAGAAUAUUUAUCUCGUCCAUAUCCCAAUGUCGAUAAUUUGGUUGUGUUUGCUUUGCCUGAGAUGUGUUCAUAUUUUUUUCACUAUGUUCUUGACCACAACAGCAGGCCACCUGUAAAUACUGCCAUUAGAAAAAUAAAGGCUACUAUUUUUCAACGCUAAAGCAA